UGCCUUGGCCAGCCCGUGCCAGCCCGAGCCCAGUCGCGACUCGGAGCCCGCGUCGAGCGACACGCGCUCCGCUCAGCUCCGCUCAUCCGUUCCGGGCGGGCGUGGCCCGGGGCCCGGCGGCUUCGGGACGUUUCGGGGGUCCUCGCGGCGCGGCGGAACCCAAGCGGCGGGCAGCGCGCCCAGGCCGGCCGCGGCCCGCAGCGGCCCGGAAGGAGAGCAGGCGGCAUCCACGGAGGACCCAAUGGAAGUGUCCAGGAUGCUUGUCGCCAUCGGGAAACCAGCAUAGCAUGGAUAACCCAAAAGGAAAAAAAAAAGCAAAGAUGCUUGUCAAGACUAAUGCAGAUGAUGAGAUACUUGCCCUUUUCUGCUCAAGUUUGAGUGUUCGAGGCCAGUAGCCUCCUGACUGACUGGCUGACAAAUCAAGAUGCAGAAAAGACAAGGGUAUUGCAGCUAUUGUCGUGUGCAGUAUACUAACCUGGAACAGACCCUCACUAAAGGAAAAACUAAAAGGAGUUCUUCAGGCAGAAGGAAAAUGAUUCCAGAUGGAAGCUCAGAGCUAUCAGGAAGUAAUGAAGAACAAUGGACAGCACUUGUUUAGUUCUCAGCACAGAAGCCUGACCAGACAGAGCAGACGUCGGACAGCUACCAAUAACACUCUGAUGGAACGCUUUUUGCAGGAUGUUCUGCGACACCACCCAUACAAUUACCAAGACAGCAGAUCUGCACCAAAUGAGCCAGAAGAGGCAGCAGCAGCAGCGGCAGCAGCAGCAGAUCCUGGAUCACCUGAAGUGGUGGUUUUGGAUGACUCUGAUGAGAAGGAGGAUGAUACUGCAGAUAGCAGUGCAGAGAGGAACUCCGAGGAUUCAGCAUCUGUUGAAGAGAUAGAUUAUAGACCUGGUACUUCUCAGGAGGUUGCAGUUCGACCAUCAGUUAUUCAAAAACUGGAACGGGGACAGCAGCAGUCCUUGGAAUUGGCUCAUAAAGUUGAGAGUGGUGUGAAAAAAGUUAAUUCAGUCGGUGUUGUUCAGGCUACAACUAGUGGAAAAAAGUUAGUCCGUCCCCCUGUGAUUUGUAAUGCUCCUGCCAGCUCUUUGCCUAGCGGCUCUUUCGAGAGACCAGUUGCGGCUAACAGUGUUCCUCGGUUAGUACUGGCAGUUGCUUCAGAUUCCUUUCCAGCUUGUGACACAGAGAACCUUGAAACAUACUUUGACUCCCCAGAUCAGGGCCCUAGCAACCCAUCAUCUCAACCCAAAACUAAAGACCCAAAAAAGAAACUAAGUAUAAAUUUAGACAAAUUGCUUGCACAGAGAAAUCUUAGGGCUAAGGGUGCGUCUUUUUCCCCUGUCGUACGAGUCCGUGAGCUAACAGGUCCUGAGCUUUGUUCUGUAAGAGCUGAGUCUUCUUCUGAGUUAGAGGCAGGUACAGCAGGAAACCCAAGGGAGACUGACACACUACCAGAACAAGCACGUGAAGGUGCCAUUCCAAAGCGUCGUGAGGCAUCUCGUUCAAAUACAGUUCGUCCCCAAGAAGAAACACGUUUGGUUCUUAAUAAGCCAACACUUCUGAAACAGAAGCGCUCAGUGAGUUCUGAAGAGAGGUUCGGUCAUGGGUCUCGUCAGGCAGUACCUGGUCCUUCCCAAGCUGCUGUAGGAGACUUAAGUCUUUUGGAGGAGGAAGUGGAGGAGGAGAAGCAGGAAGAGGAAGAGGAGGAGCAGGAAGAAGAGGAGGAGCAGGAAGAGGAGGAGGAGGGAGUUGACCAAGAAGAUGCGAGUUAUGAAUCUAGAGGUUCUGACGUGAGUUUUGAUUGUGGGUCCUCUUGUCAGUCACUGAGUGCCCUAUCUGAACUGACCACCAGGGAAAUAAAUGUAUCAGAAGAAACACAUGCUUAUGCACAGCCUAGGAAUGAAACACCCACUGUUUCUGGAGCAACUUCAGAUAAUGGUAGCAGUUUUCGUCAGGUGAUUACACAGAACAUACAGCUCAUUAGUCUGGUUGAUGAAAGCUAUGAGUCUAGUGGCUCUGAAGUGAAUUUUGAUGGUGAUGACUCACUACCGUCAACUAGUCACCGUCCCCCACAGCCCGUGGAAGUAGUAGUGCCCCUUCGUUUGGUUGACAAGAGCUAUGGAAGUGGUAGCUCUGAACCAUGUGAGGAUUCCGGGUCCUCAGCUGAUGAGACUCCAGCAGCAGCAAGACAGCAAAAUCCUGUGAACAACACCCAUGCAAACCUGGUUGAUGAGAACUACGGGUCAAGUAGUUUCAGUUCUGACAGUGAUGCAGCUCUGGACCGUCCCCAGAUGCCUGUUCAAGAAAGAAGCCCAAGAGACAGAGCUGUCGAACAGGAAAAUGAAGAACAACCCAGUAGUGCUACAGCACAUCCUGAACAUGAUGGUUCUCUUGAGACAGUGGCUGAUGAACUCCAGAGAGAAUCAGAAGAAAUAAACCUUCCGAACCAGAAGAAUACCAGCCUUGGGGAUAUGAACUGUGAGUCUCAUGGUCCUGAAGUGGGUUUUCAUGCUGAUGCUCAAUUAGAGGCUGAUCAAUCUCCAGUAAACCCUGAGGAAGUAGAUCUUGACCUAGAAAAUCAGAGUGUUCACUCUGGCAUUUCUAACCUAAGUUUUGAUUCCAAUGCUUCUUAUCAGUCAGCUAAUGAUCAACCUCAAGGGGCUUGGGGUGAAGUAAAUCUUGAUGAGUUAAAUGUCGACAUGGAAGUUAAGAGCAAUGGCUGCUCCAGUUCUGAGUUGACAUUUGAUUCCGAUUCCCCUCUUCUGUCAGUUACUGAGCGGUCUCUGCUGGAUUUUGAAGGAUUAAACGAAGAUGACUUUAACCUGGAAGAUGAAAACUGUGUGUCAAGUAGUUCUGACAUAACUUUUGAUUCUGAUAUUCCCGAUGACUCAGUAGCUGACCAACCUCAAGUAGCUGUUUAUGAGGAGGAACCUGUUGGUCUGGAAAAUAAGAGUAAUGAAUCUUGUGUUUCUGGAAUAACAUUUGAUUCUGAUAUUCCUCUUCAUUCAGGAAAUGAUCACCCUGAAGUAGCUGUUAAAGAAGUAAUCAUUCAGGAAGACGAAAACGUUCACUUAGAAGGGAAGAAUGACAAUCCCAGUGGUUCUGAAAUAUGUUUGGAUUCUAAUGUCCCUCUUCAUUCAGUGACUAAUUCUGAUGUAGCUGUUAAAAAGAUAAAUCCCCCCAAAGAAGAUCAGGUACAUAGAGAACAAAUUGAACAAAAGGAAAAUGAACCUACUGAUUCUGAAUUAAAUUUGGAUUGUAACUCUGUUAAUUCAAAGCCUGGAUGUUCUGAAGAUCCCAUUAUAUUACGUGUUUCUGAAACAAGAUUGGAUUCUCAUGUCCCCUUUCAGUCAGUUAUUCGCAAAUGUGAAGUAGUUGUCAAAAAUGUCUGUCUUCAAAAAGAAAAGCAUGCUGAGUUAACAAGUAAAAGCACGGAAUCUCAUUCUGAAGUAAGUUCAGCUUCUACUGCUUCUCACCCAGUGACAGAACCUUAUGUAGGUAAAAAGGCAAAGAGAAAGACAAAGCAUCUUGAGGAAGUCAACAGUGAUGAUGAAUAUGGUGGCUCUCAACCAACUUUCAAUUUUGAUGUUUUUCCUCGGACAAUGACUGAAAAACCUCAACCAGCUGCUUUGAAAGAGGGCCAUGCUGACCCAAAAGAUAAAAAUACUGAGCUUAGAGGGAUGGCCGUAAAUCUGAAUACUGCUGAUUGUCUUGAUUCAGUCCUUAGCCAGCCUCAGUUAGCCUCAAAUGAAAACUGUGUUGAACUGAAAGACACUGAUGGCAAACCCAGUGACUCUAAAGCAAGUGCUGAUUCUACCGGCCAUUUUCACUCCCUGCCUAAACAAGAGUUGGAUGUGAUUUCAAAAAUGAACGAGUGGAAAAAAGAGGCAAAGGUUCUUGAACAGAAGAUCAGUGAUCUUAUUUAUUCAAAAAUAAUACAUGACUCUAAUGUUUCUUUUCGUUCUGCAAUGGAUCAACUUGAACUAGCUCUUAAACAAAUAAGUCUUGGUAAUAAUGACCAAGUGUCCUUGGAAGAUAACAGCCAAAAUACAUGUUCUGAGACAAAUUUGGAUUCUGGUUUCUCAGUCCAGGCAGUAGUUGAACCACCUGAACCUGAAGUAACUGUUUCGGAACCUGAACAUGUUGAACAAGAAGGUAGAAAUAACGUGCCUUGUGAUUCUGAAGUAAGCGUUGAUUCUAAUGGCUCUGUCCAGUUAGAGGCUGGUCAGCAUAGUGAAAGUGGUGAAAACAGAAGUCAGAAGGAUACAGAUGACACAGAAGGUAAGAGGGAUGACGCUCAGGGUUUUGGAGUUACAUGUGAUUCCAAUGUCCCCCAGCCAUUGACCAGCCACAUUGAAGUAGUUCAGGGGAUUGACCAUUGGAAGGAUCAUGAUGACUUGGAAGAUAAGCUUGGUGAAUCUAAAAACUCAAAAAUAAACUUUCAUUCUGAUGAACAACUUCAGAUUGUGACUAAUGCAACACAAGAGCCUGUUGAAGAAAUAAAUUUACUGAGAGGACAUUCUAGUCCAAAUGGUAAUAGCUGUGAGCCCUAUGGCUCUACAAUAGUUCCUGUUACGAAUGUCAUUUUUUGCUCAGUGAUUCAGAAACCACGUUUGCAAAAAAAGUGUACCAGUUUGAAAGAAAACGGCAGCAAUCCUUGUCCUGAAGUAAAUGUUGAUUCCCGUGAUGGUCCUGAAGUGAGUGUUGAUUCUAAUGAUCCCUGUCAGUCAGUAGCAGGCCACCUUCAAAAACCUGACAAGGAAAUGAAUCUGAAGGAAGACCAUAUUUACCUGGAAGAUAAGAGCUACAAGCUAGUUGACUUUGAACCAACUUAUGAUUCUGACGAUCCUGUUCAGUUUGUAACAGUUCCAUCUGUAGAGGCUGUGCCUAUCAAAGAAGUAAACUUGCAAAAGGAGAAUCCUGAUGACCUAGAAAAUGAGAACUUUCAGCCAUGUUGUUCUGAAGUAGCAUAUAAUUCUGCUGUUCAUCUGCAGUCAGAAGCUGACCCACCUCAAGUGGCUUGCAAAGAAGCAGACCUUGACAAGAAAGCGCUUGACAUAGAAGACAAGGGCAGUGUAUCUUGUGUGCCUGAAGUGGUGUAUGAUUCUGACGUCUCUUUUCAGAUAGUAGUUAACCAGGUUCAGACAUCAGAUGGAGAAACAGAUUCACCACAGGUGGUGUUUGUGGAUGUUGUGUCCAGUGAUAGUGACUGUGACCGGGAAGUAAUUUCUGAUUCAAAUAUCCCUCUUCAGCUAGAGCCACCUCAGAUGACUGUCAAAGAAACCAGUGAUAUAAACACAGAUUCUCUUGGUUCUGCAGCAAACGAAAAGUACUAUUGUAAAUUCUGUGGUUGUGAUUAUGAAGCCUCUCAGUCAGUGACAAACCAAUCCAAGGAAAGUUUUAAAAUAAUAAACAGGAAAAAUGACUAUAUUAUCCUAGGUGAUUCUACUUGUCAAUCUUGUGGUCAUGAACUCAAUUUUAAUGCUGAUCCCUCUGAUCAGCCCACUACCUGCCAGUUACAACAGCCUGAUCGUAAUCUUAUUGACCCAGAAGAUAAGAACUUUGGAUCUAAAUGUCCUAAAAGAAAAUUAAAUUGGGAAGAUACUGCUCAGCCAGUGACUCACCAACUACAGAAAACUGGAGAAGCCACCAGUCUUCGGAAAGAUCAAAAAAAUAGAUUCAAAAGAGAUAGGGGCUGGGAAUCCAGUGAUUUUGCAGGAGACCGUGCUGCCUAUGCUGUGUCAGUGAUUCGCCAAACAGCUGUGAACUCCUGUGGAUCUGAGCUGAAUUUUCAAGAUGAUACCUUCUAUCACUCUGACAUUGACCCACCUCAACCUAAGAAAAAAGGCCAGGGUAAGAAAGUGACUUUUGACUUGCGAGUAACUAAGUAUGAAUAUCCACCAAACCCAAUGUACGGGGAAGUAGAAGAGGUUGCAGAAGGUGAUCUUAAGGAAGUAGUAGUUCAUGAAAUCUCACUUCAGGGUGAGGCUCCUCCAUCAAUUGUUGGAAAAACAUGUCCUCAGGGGAGAGAAGAUGAUGUGAAGACAAGCACACAGGCAUACCAAGGUUAUUUCUAUAGUUACUAUGAUGGUGGCUCUGAGACCAAGAAAAUUCUUAUGGGUGAAGAAGAAAAGACUAUCAGGUCUAAUGUUAAUCAGAACACCACAUCAAUUCAACAUGUUAAAGGUAAAGUUGGAGACACUGGUGACUUUUCAGUGGACUUAGGUAAACCGUCUUGUUCCUUAGCAGAGGGGCUUCAUCAGCAACAUGGGCAGGUGACUUCUCAGAACCAAGUAGGAGUGAGAUGUGGAGUUCAAGCACGUUCCGGGAAGAAAAGGAAAAUUACAGAACAAGAAGAGGACUCACCAAAGAGGAAGUGUUUCCACCAUGACAGCCAGAAAAAAAAAAGGGCUCAAGCUGGGAUAACUGGGCUACCUGAACCACAACCUAGAGUUUUAGAGCCUGUACAGCCCGAUUCCUUGGUCUAUAUUUUCUCUUCUCUAAGUAUGAAGGAAGAUCAGUCUUUGAAUACACCUAAAACAAAGCCUGGCAGUGACAGUGAUUUACGACAUAUAUACAGUUGUAAAGAACAUACCUCUUCUGGCCCACGACGUAAGAGAACUGUAAUUAAUCCUCCACAGAACCUAAUGGUACCAGAAGUUGGCAUUGAUCUUAAUAGGCAUGACCCAAGGCCCAAUGCAGGAGACAAUGGUGCCAAAAGACAAAACCUGGCUUCAACAUCUUUUAUGGCAAUGCCGAAAAGAUCUGUGUUAAAGUUCCAUAGGACCAAUCAAUCUUCAUUUCUAAAAAAAUCAGAAGAUGUGGGUGCUACUCAAGUUCCAAAGGAUAAUUUCCAGCAGACUCUUUUAAAUCGUGAUGGUGCCAAAAAUUUUCCCAAAUCAGCUAGAAAGGAAGAUCUUGAAAGUCAAAAUCAAAGGAAAUUUUGGAAAAAGAAGAUGGUUGCAGCAAAUAAAUUAUGCCUCAUCAAAAAUGCUUAUAAAACAAUGGUUCUCCGGAAAAAAUCAAAACUAGCUUCAGAAAAGCUGGCUAUUUGGAUUCAGCUGAAAGCGACCGACAUCAUCAGGAAGUAUGUCUCUAGAUGCCAUGGUGUUGUGCCCCGGAGGCAUCUAUCAAAGACUGUUCUUAUAAGAAUGCAACUGAGGAAGAAGAAAAUAGUUGCCAGGAAGAUAAAGGAAGCCAAGAGAGCAGCUGAAGCGCUAGCGCUCAAGCUCUCGCGCCCCUCGUGUCCCCCGCGCGCCCCGUGUCCCCCGCGGGCCCCGUGCCCCCCUCGUGCUCCGUGCCCCCCUCGUGCUCCGUGCCCUCCGCGGGCCCCGUGCCCCCCUCGUGCUCCGUGCCCUCCGCGGGCCCCGUGCCCCCCUAGUGCUCCGUGCCCUCCGCGGGCCCCGUGCCCCCCUCGUGCUCCGUGCCCUCCGCGGGCCCCGUGCUCCCCUCGUGCUCCGUGCCCUCCGCGGGCCCCGUGCCCCCCUCGUGCUCCGUGCUCCCCGCGGGCCCCGUGCUCCCCGCGCGCCCCGUGCCCCCCGCGGGCCCCGUGCUCCCCGCGCGCCCCGUGCCUCCCGCGGGCUCCGUGCCCCCCGCGGGCCCUGUGCCUCCCGCGGGUUUCGUGCCCCCCGCUGCCCCUAUGCACCCCGUGCCCCCCGUGCCCCCUUCGCGCCCCGCGCGCCCCGGUUCUCCCAGCUGGUGCUGAAGAGCAGUUGAGCACUACUGCAGGACCUGCAGAGCUGCCUGCUCAUCUUUCCAAUGCUGGAGGAAUAAAGCGCUACAGGAAAACUUACUUCCGGAGAAGGAAGAGACUUCUUCCAGUGAGAGAAUAUGACCUGAGAAGCUUGAGUUCCACACCAAAUACCGACAGGAUGGUGACACGGCUUGCAAGCAAGUCGAAAAGUAAUGAGGCAAAAUAAAAGUGCGCGUCGUAGCGGAUGGAGACCUCAGUCCUUCACUUGGAUGGAACACAUUUGAGACUUGAAUGCACAUACUUUUCCCUGCUUUGGUGGGGAAACUGACCUUACACUAUUUUGCUACAGAUAUUAUUUUUCAGAGAUUUUAUAUUCAUUUAAAAUUAGUGUUUAGGGUCCUUUUUUUUCUUUUAAAGAUUUAAAAGCAACCUUUGUCCCAUUUAUGUAGAAGAGCUUCAUCUUAAUUUGUCUCAUAAUUUAGCAUACUAUAUAGAAUUCUGUUCCUUAAAUCAUGUCCUCUGAAAAUCUUUCGUGCCAAAAAGUUAUAACACUGGGAGAAUGAACAUAGCAAGCUUAUUAAUUUCAUCUUUUAAACAAUUGGGACAGAUAUCUAUUUACUUAGUUACCACAUUUCCAAGUUGAAUAGCCAGUAGGUAUUCUAACUGGAUAAAUAAAAAGAGCGACAUUGUGCUAUCUCGGUUUUCAAGUAUCUCAGUUUUGUGAUCAAACGAUCACAAAAUAUAUAACUUCUUUUUCUUUUAAAGUCAUUCCAUAAAAUAUUUAAUCCAGUUUUUUUUAAAGCACCUGGUGAAAGACAAAUUCUUUUUCAUUUAAAUUGGAUCUGCAGGUCUGUAGCUUUCCUCAUUUGCACACAUACCCACAAAUCUUUUUGUUAACAUUAUUAAGUCUUACAUGGAAAAGAUUUUGCAAAUGUGACUAAGCUUUGAAGGUACCUUUUCUCCCUCUAUUAGUAAUCUAAAAUGAAAAUCCAGGUAAUUUUAUCAUCUUAUUUACUAAUAUUUUGGAUAACAUUUUUAAAAUGAUGAGCUUAAGCUGUUGGUUUGAUAAUGGCAUGUGGACUGGCCAUUAAUUAGUGAAAAACUUGACAUUUCAGAAAAAUUAAGUUAAACUAGUAACCUAACUAGAGACCUACUUUUCAAGUGAAAAACAGUUUAUACAUCAGUUGAUCUUAAACUAUCUAAUUACCUUAAACUAGCUAGAUAGUUAAAGGUUAAGCCAAUUUGACAUUUUAUCUUAAACUACCUAAUUGAGUUUAACAGUUGAGAUAAAGAGCUUGGAUACACAGUGUGAACCUCUGUGGUACUUGAGUCUAUUCCUUUGAGGGUCAUUGACUGAGCUGGUGCAGAUGCAUCCCCUUUUCUUGUUCAGUCAAGACCUGGAUCUUUUUCUGUCAUUGAUGUUAUGAGGAAACACGAAGUUUCCCUUUACUGUGUAACUACUAUAUUUUAUUGAAACUAGAGUCAGUGUUAAGAUGUGUCUUGAUUUCAGAGAUAAAACUGUGUUACCUUAGAAUUAAUGAAAUAUCAACGUGGUUUUGUUCCAGGGGCCAUUACUUAACCUGUGAGUCGUUAAUGGUGAUACUAUAGUCAUCUCUUUACUUCUAAAUAUAAGUGGUAAUUAUAUUGCAGAGUGGACAAAUGUGCUUUUUUAGUCGGCAAGUAACGUGUUUAAUUUUUUCAACCUUGCCUCUUUAUAUUACAAACAUUUUAAUUUCUUUAAAAAAAUUCUUAAUGGGCUGCUAGUUUUUUUUUUUAAAUCCUCAAAAUUUAAUUAAGGAAGAAAACUCUUUCACUGAUUAUGAAGUAAACAUGAAAAAGUACUCUUUGUAGGUAUUAAUGUCUUUUGCAGCUCCCAGACACCAUUAAUAAACACUCUUGUAAUGUAGGUGAAAAGUGAGAGUUCAUACCUAAAUAACCUACCAUGUAAAAAUGCCAGAUUAUAGCUAUUGUGAUUAUGUCCCGCAAUGAUAUUCAAAUAAUCAAAAUUUAAAGUUAAAAAUUUCACAAUUUGGAAACUUGUCUAAGGACCUUUUAAAGGGAAAGCAAGGAAAAAUUAAAAUGUAAAAUUCACAUCGACAAAAAUAUAAAAAUGUCUGGCACAGAAAUUAUGGCUUUGUUUAGCAUUUUGCAAAUAUUUACUAACUUCUUGUAAAGAUUAUUAUUUUAGACAAGAUUGGAAACUUACUUAAAAUUGUAAUACUUAAGUUAAAAGUGAAUUAUUUCAGAAUUUGAUAGGAUAUAAGAUGUGCCCCUUUGUCUACAUAAAUGUUGACUUAAUUUUCAGGCUAGGUUGAAAUAAUUGGUUAUUUUGUGUAGUCAAGAGUGCAUUAUAUUCUUUCAAUAGUAAUACAUCAAAUUACAACCAUAUCAUUUCAUUAAUCUUGUCCCUUUUAGUAUCUUGAAUAGAUUUUUAUUGUGAUUGUCCUGGUGAAACAGUGUGUGGACAAUAUUGUGUAAAGAGUGGUUUUUUGCAUUUGUGCAUUUUAAAUUAUUUAUGUAACUAGGGCUCUGAGUAACGCGUUUUGUUUUGUUUUGUUUUUUUUGCUUAAAGAAAAGCUAUAUUUAAAUAUUCAAAUAAUUAUAUAUUUCCAUGUAAGACUAAUGUGAAGACCGAUGUAUUUUUUAUAAUGCAAUUUAAAGUGUAAACUUGUUUUGAUGUUAUCAAGAUAAAUUUAUUAAAUAUUGAAAUUUGUGUGUACUCUCUCCUAAUGUUAGAACCUUUUUCUGGAAAUACUUAAAAAGAAUCAGAGAGUAAUUAAGGCUGAAGUAACUCUGUAAAAGGCCUGAGAGAUGAUAAAUAAGAUAAUGCAAAUGUUGAUGCUGGCGAGAAAAUUGUUUAACCAAAGAUACAUAGGUUGUACUCACAUAAGUAAUUAUUUCAAAAGAUUAAACAACCACUAACUUGCCUGGUGGAGUGAUGGGGCAGCUGUUUGACUAGCACGCCUGCACUGAAAGGAUUGAGUUCAGGAGGCAGGAUCCAUACAUACCACCAUCUGACACCCUCUGGGAAACGAACAAUCCCAAAGCCUUCCAUCUACCUCCCUGUCUUCUAGUGCCAUAGCAUCUGAUAGUGACGACAGGAUGACAUGGAUGAGUACGUGAGAGAAUAGUGACAUAGGUGCUUCUGACCCUAGAAUUACUGACUUAGAACAUUUGUUGGUCAGGGAUUUUUGAGUGAGAAUUAUCUUCCUAUUUACAAUGAGAAGUUACUACUUUUUAGUAAAGGACUUUUAUGUUUAGAAACAUGGAAUUAUAGAAUUAUACACCAAAAUGCCAACUCAAGUAAAUUCAAAGUGAGGAGACAUGGCUUUUUUUCAUCUCUUACUCAGAUGAACUCAAAUAUUGAGGGAAAAAUUAGUUAAAACAUUUCCUUUUCUUCUUAUACUUCAUGUGUGUAAAGUUCUAAGUGUUUUAAGCCAUGGGCUUAAUUUUUCAAAAUUAUUUGCUUUAAAUAAAGAUUGAAUUCAGGAUAAAGUAUAGUUUGUUGCUGGAUCUUUAUAUUAUUUCUAGGUUUAUUUAUUUUAAUGACUUUUAAACCUGGAAAGCAGUUUAUUUCCCAGAUUUAUUAUUCCCAAAUUUAGUGUAUGUACAUAUUGAGGUGAUCUUGAGUCCAGCGCAGUGUCCCAAACUUGAACUGUAUCAUGUCCCUUGAUCUUUGUAUUUUGGAGCCUUGUUGGAUAACGAUAACGAUCACUGUGAAGUGAGAAAAUUGAGGCAUAGAGUAGUUAACCCCUUCCUACCCGCAGCUAUGGGCCAUCUUGUAGUUUCUAUCCCCUUAGAGUCAUCUUCUCUGUUUACUUCAUAUAAGCAGUACCUUUAUGUUAGUCUCUCUCUCUCUCUCUCCUCUCUCUCUCCUUUGUUUCAUUUAUCAUGGUUAGGUUUUUUGUUGUUGGUUAGUUGGUUUUGAGAGUCUCCUAUGUUAUAGCAUGCUGAGCAUUUUGGGUUUUUAAAUUACUUUUUAGCAGUUAGUUUUAAAUCUACUUAUUUUUUUUAUAUAUUUAUGCCUCUGAGAGUUGAAUCCAGGGCCUUGUGCAUGUGAAUCAAGUGCUCUGCUGCGAUGUACCUCCAGCUCUCAGUCUUGAAUGACACCACUACCAGAACCUUUCUCUCCUGAGAACAGACGGGAAAGCCAGCAGGUGCGAGGCUAGCUUUGUUCCCUGCAUGGUUCUUAUUAUCUGACUCCUCCUCAGAGCCAAGGCUGGACAGCAGAGUUGUCUUUUAGAGUGUUCCUGUGCUUACCUGAGUGUUGUAUGCUCUCGUGGCCUUUGACUCCUCUUUGCCUACCCAUCAUGCCACUCUUCCCUGUGCUCCGUUCUCAUUUUCACCAUCAACACAUCACCUCAUGCUCUCAAUCCUUUCACGGUAGAGUGCUUGCAGGUAACUGAGAACAAGAACCAACAAAUUGCUGGGUUUUAAUCCAGUUGUGCCACAGAGCCAGGAAGUGUGUUGGCAGCCUCUUGGUUAAGUUGCUCUCCUGCAUAGUUAGAUACUUACUGUCAAAAUCAGGAAGUCAGCAUUGAUCUCACCUACCUACUCUGCAGACCUUAGUCAAAUUUUGAAAAUUAUAUCAAAAUGCCCCUUGUAGGUCCUGGAUUUGAUCCACAGUUAUGGACUUCAUAGAUACUUUGUUGUUUCCUCAGUGUGGAGCAGUUUCUCGCCUGUCUGUACUUGGUAGCAUGGCAUUUUGAAGGUACUGGUUUAUUUGUGGAAUAUCCUUGAGUUUGAGCUUGUCUGAUGUUUCUUUGUAAUCUAUGCAUUUUUGGAAUUUGGAAUUUGUGUUCUCAGUGUGUAUUAACAGAAGCCAUGUGAUGUCAGUUUGAAUAAAUGU
Molecule: messenger RNA, 12545 nt
Organism: Mus caroli (Ryukyu mouse)
Lineage: Eukaryota; Metazoa; Chordata; Mammalia; Rodentia; Muridae
Source: RefSeq, a predicted model, not a curated record